Messenger RNA from Macrosteles quadrilineatus (aster leafhopper), 1447 nucleotides. RefSeq names its product protein lifeguard 3-like. The transcript has 2 exons. Bases 546 to 1352 code for a protein of 268 amino acids. Gene Ontology annotation, biological process: negative regulation of apoptotic signaling pathway. The record is from RefSeq and is a predicted model, not a curated record. Lineage: Eukaryota; Metazoa; Arthropoda; Insecta; Hemiptera; Cicadellidae. Gene Ontology annotation, cellular component: Golgi apparatus; membrane; endoplasmic reticulum.
UCCCGCAAGGCUCACGGGACACUACACGGCGUCAUAGUGAUGGCACGUUUCCUAUGAUUACCAUUACUUCCACCAAUUCCAAGAUUACUUCAGAUCAUCUGUAACUGACAGCUGUUUGUUGUUUAAUUCUUUCUGUUAAAUCUUGUUGUUUGUAAGAUUGAACUGAUUGAAGAUUGGAUUGUCAAGCGAAGCAAGGAAGACUGCAGCCUGCAACCCAGGAAAGACACUGAAAGAAGUUUUCUGUUUCUUAUACUGUCGUUGGAUUGUGUGUGAUUCGUUCGUUCAAAUUUCGAUUAAAACUUAUAGCAAAAAUCUUUAAAGUUGUUCACCCAAUUUUGUCUUGCCUAGGCCUACUUUUAUUCACUUCGAAUCUUUAAUGGUUAAACGUAUGGUUUGCCUCCGAAAAUGUCCAGCUUACUUAAGCUUAAAAUGAACUCAAGUUGUUACCAAGACAAUCAUCAAUCACUCAACACCGACACUGGACCUACAGUUUAGUGAUACAACUUUCCUGCAUAUUAUCAACUGAGAAGUAGUAAAGAAUAAGAAUGAUUGGAGUGAAGGGAGCUCAGAUGGCAGAAAUUGCUAGUGCCAAAGGUGGCAAAGCGGGGCCUUAUAUCAUAAAUGAACAAAGUUCAGCAGACUUUUCUGAUGAUGAACAGUUUGAUACUGCUUUUGACGACUCCAAGAUCCGGUCAAAGUUUGUGUUCAAGGUUUACACAAUCCUUACUCUACAACUGGCUUUCACCACCCUCUUGAACAUACCUUUCCUGAUGAUAGACGAAGUGCAGGAGUUUGCGACAGAUUAUCCAUGGGGAAUAUUUAUAUGUCUGGUGGUUUUUGUGGUCCCUUACUUUAUGCUUGUUUGUUGUGAAAGCACACGAAGAAAUUUUCCAACAAAUAUUGUCUUAUUGUUCCUCAUGACUCUAGGAAUGGCAGGAGUGUGUGGCUACUCCACUGCUAGGUUGGACACAGAAGUGGUAUUUUACGCCUUCAUGUUAACUGUUUUAGUGACAGUCGCCAUUACUGUAAUGGCCAUCAUCUGCCCCUUUGACUUUACCAGUUGCACGAUGGUUGUAUGUGUGAUGAUGGUCGUGGUGAUGUUGUUUGCAGUUGUUGCUGGUAUCAUUGUAAUGGUGACGAAGAGUCGCAUUGUCAAUAUCAUCUAUGCCGGAGUUUGUGUUAUUCUGUUUUCUUUAUUUUUAAUAUUUGAUACUCAAGCCAUUAUUGGAGGAAGAAGAGUUUCUCUGAGCCCAGAAGAGUACAUUCUUGGUGCUGUUCAAAUAUACGUUGAUAUCAUAGAGAUUUUCUUAAACUUCCUAGAGUUGAUUGGAGCUUGCACUGAAAAUGAUUGAAGUCACAAAAUUCAUUAAUUUUACUGUUAUGAAAGUUGAUUAAAACCAUUUCUUAUCCAAAUAAAUGGACAUUUUUUAUUAAACAGAUUAUUUGU